Molecule: messenger RNA, 237 nt
Organism: Amoebophrya sp. A120
Lineage: Eukaryota; Dinophyceae; Syndiniales; Amoebophryaceae
Source: the annotation of a GenBank genome assembly
AUGGAUUGUAAAAAUGUCUGGGUCUGGAAGGUUGGAACUUGUAAUGCUAGCUUUCCAUACCUAGAAAAUCUGUAUUGCAUAACCAACAAAAGUCGCAGCCUCUUUUGUCAUGCAAAGACGCAGUUUCUCAUGCGGAUUGCCUAUGAGAAAGCGUUUUGGGAAGUUGUCAUGCCGGACUGCAUUCGGAAGUGUUUUCAUCAUGCACAUUUUAGCAUCACAAGUUUCCAGACCCAGACA